UUGUGACACAAGGCAGCGGGUGUCAACACAUCCGCAGCAACAUCUACUGGACUGGAAGUUGUAUUCAACUUGUUUUUGGCUGAUGUUCGCCAACCAUUCAUCCAUUUUAUUUAUUUAUUUUUUAAAUUAAUAAUCCAUACUUGGCAUCAAGAAUCAAUGCAUUGGAUCGCCAAUAUUAGAAUCGCGAUGCAUCGAUUAUUUUGCACACCCCUAAAAGUUAGCUAAAUAAAAAAAGUCAAAACGUUAUACUCACCGAGUCUUAAAUUCUUAAAAUCCUUGUCUGUGCUCCUUUCCCUCCAAAAGGCAUGGUCUGACGUUAAAACAAGUCCAGGCAGAACGCAGCAUGCAGAUCGGGGCGUGGUUUAAUGUUGAGGGCUACUUGGCAGAUCGCCUUGAACUCAGCUUUUAACGGACACUUAAGAAAUUUUUAAGUUGAACUAACUGAACACACUUCUAAGUUAAGUUAAGGUUGAAAUGUCUGUUUAAAAUCCAUUUAUUAUUGAGUUAAGAAUAUUUUCUUUAUUUUAAUUUAGACCAACUUACUUAAUGAAGUUAUAAACUAAUUAUUAUAGUGUAUAGGUAAUAAACAAUUUUUUUAUGCUGAAAAAGCACUUGAUUUUGAGCUCUACCUACUAACCCCAUGAAUCAUUUAUUAGAGCAGGCAAAACGAGGACAGGCAAGCUUGGUGGUCAAAUAACAGCCCAGAAGGGUACACAGUCAGACAGGAUAAACGGGAAGGGAUCAGGCAAACUCAUAUAAUCCAUAAACAGAACCAGGUCAGGCAAAACAGGAGAACGCUGGACAAAACUCACCGAAGGCUCGUUAACGAUCUGGCGUUAACGAGCGCAGGUAUAAACGGAAGCAGGUAUAAAUAGUGAGGUGAACAGGUGAACCGGAGUGAAGGCUAAUGACAGGAGGCAGAUGAGAAUGAUCAGAGGAUGAAGGAUGAUGGCUAGAGGAGAAAAGAACUGAUCGGUUGACAGGUGACAGACAAAUAGGAUGGUGACUAAGACAUGAAGUGAGCUGACUGAACCGAUAACAUAAAAAGAAGUACAAAACUAAACCAACAACAAAAACCCAAAUCGUGAUAGUUACAGCCUUAACCAAAUAUUAGCUGGGUGUAUAUUUGAGCCUGUAUGUAUAUUUCUGACCCUGAGGAUCAGAGAAGAUCCACAAUAAAUGUAUAUUUGUGCAAAUUCCAGCCUGAAAAAAAUACAUGCAAAUAAAUCAUUAAAAAGACCAAAACUCUGGGUUUAAACAUGAAUGUGUGACUGUGUUUGGCUGGUUGGGGCUGUUGCCAUAGCAACGUGUCAGCUCCAGGUUUGGCAUUUCUGUUGUUAAGGAGUGAACUGUCAAGUUAUCACAAAUGAUUUCCUGUAUGAUCCAUCGGACCCCCAGAAUCCUGAAGCAGACGCCUGGAACGUGCACGGUGGGGGCGGGUUUCACAGUUUCUGAGGAUUUCCCCACAGAAACGCCAGAAAAGACGGAGCGGAGCCGCGGCUAUAAAAACAGGUGAGAUGGCGCGGUGCGGCACUCCAGCUCAGGAUGGCCCGACUCCGUCUGCACAUGGUCUCCCUCUGCGCGCUCCUGCUGCUCCUGGCCGCGCGCGUCCUCUGUGCUGUGAACGCGAGCAGCCGCGCGGACCGGCAGCCGCCGGACCCCCACCGGUCCGACUGCUUUACCGAGGAGCAACUGCGCAGCCGCGAGGACAUGUUCGUCAGGAGGAGCAAUGUGUACAGCGUGAAUGCGCAGAGCGGCAACAGGACGUGUGCGCAGGUGGUGGAAGAAAUGCGCAAAGAUCCGCGCAGAUUCACGGAGCAGAGCCGCAGGUCGCUGUCACCGUGGGAAUACAAGGUGGACCGGGAUGUGGAGAGGAUCCCUCCUGAGAUCAGCAUGGCCCAGUGUCUCUGUGAAGGCUGCAUCAUCAACCUGCGCGAGGAUCACAGCUACAACUCGGUGAUGGUGAAAACCCAGAUGACGGUCCUGAAGAGGAAGCCGUGCCCCGGCGACCCAAAGAAAUAUGUGGUCAAGAAGGAGAUCAUCUCGGUUCCAGUGGCCUGCACAUGUGUGAAGCCCAGUUACUCCCAGUAGCCUCAGGCUGCAGGGAUCCUGGAUCUACUGCUGCUAAUCAGAUUCCCCCACCAGGUCCUCAGUGCCACGUAGAGUUACAGCAAAGGACCGGUUCUGGCCCAAUAAGCAGAACAGGAACAGCAUCUUCUGCUGCAGGAGAAGGAAAUUCUAACUAUCACUUCUGCAGAGAAGUUAGACUGAACCUGCAGCUGGCUAGCAGCAACUGAACGAACUUUAACAUUUAUCUCACAUUUUAGACUUCCUCUGGUUCUGCCAUGAACACAAAUCAUGUCAGCUACUUCUUAUCUUCUCGCUGCAGGACAGCCGGACAGAACAAAUGAGUCAACUCCCUCCAUCCAUCCAUCCAUCCAUCCAUCCAUCCAUCCAU
This is a messenger RNA of Fundulus heteroclitus (mummichog), 2458 nucleotides long. RefSeq names its product interleukin-17B. Gene Ontology annotation, biological process: inflammatory response. The record is from RefSeq and is a predicted model, not a curated record. Gene Ontology annotation, molecular function: cytokine activity. Gene Ontology annotation, cellular component: extracellular region. Lineage: Eukaryota; Metazoa; Chordata; Actinopteri; Cyprinodontiformes; Fundulidae. Bases 1546 to 2091 code for a protein of 181 amino acids. The transcript is spliced from 3 exons.